CUGCUCGGUCACAGAGGCUGGUCAGAGGCUCUGAGACUCAGCCAUGACGGGAGGACAAAUGCCACUGCUGCUGCGGCUGCUGCUGCUUGCAGGGUUCAUGAUCUUGGCAAAGUGCCAGCCAGCUCUCGAGGUUACUGUGAUACCCAAAUUCACGCCAAUCUUCUCUGGGGACUCAAUUAAUUUGAAGUGCAGCAACAGUGCAGCGGGGAGCCCGGUGACAUGGUACUUCAACAACGCCGUGGUUUCAGAGCAAAAGAAGCAAACCUGGAGCAUCGCAGUUGCUACCCCCGAGAACUCGGGCUCUUAUCGCUGUGAGAGCGACGGGAAAACGAGUGAAGUUCUUCCUAUUUCAGUGCUGGAUUACGUUCCCCCCGCCUCACUCUCCAUCUACACGGGCCAGCCGGUGAUGCCGCGCGGCGACGCCUUUUCCCUGGCGCUGCAGAAUGAGGACGGCUUGGACGGGUGGAACUGCUGGUUCUAUGAAGGAGGGCCGGUCAGAAAGAUUGUUUUCAUUAAUGAUCCGCCUUUGAACGAGGAUCAGAUCUUUCAAGCCCCAACACUGAAUCACUCCGAGGCUACUUACUGGUGUAGUGACAAGACCGGGCAAAGGAGGAGCAGCCCAGUCACCAUCAGGACCUCAGAGAAGCAGGUGUUGCUGGAGAUGGCGCCUGUGCCCGUGAUGGCAGGGGACAGUGUGACUGUGAGGUGCCUCGCCUGGGGCACCAGUCAAAUCGAGCAUGUCGUUUUCUACAAGGAUGGACAAAUGAUACAGGAAGGCAAAAGUAAUGUCUACGAAAUCCACUCUGUAAAAGACUCCAAUGCGGGACAAUAUAUGUGUAAAGCCAGGUACACGCACAAGUCCACGACCCGCGGGCCCCCACGCCAAGAGACCUCCGACCCACAGCAGCUGUUUGUCAGAGCGCCUCCUCAAAGGGCAGUUCUCUCUGCAGCUAAUGGCAUGUCCUGCUCCUGCUCUGUCUGCGGCAGCAAUGUCUCCUAUCAUUGGUACUUCAAAGGAAACGAUGAUCGAUGGGCUGUUAAAGGCGAAGGGCAGCACUACGAUGGGCCCAGUGCGGCUGGUAGUUAUGCGUGUAGAGCCGUGUGGCCUAACAAGAGAACUUUACUCAGCAACGUCCACAGUUCCACUCCGCCUGGGAAUAACAUGAUGGUUACUAUCAUCAUUAUACUGAUAGUCGUGGGUGCUGCUCUGUGUGUGGUGGUCGUCUGCCUGCGCCGCGUGAGGAGGAGUCACGCCGAAGCAAUUUAUCAGGACGUUGCGCUCAAGGAUGUUCAGUCACAAGACGGAGCUGAUGGAGGGUACGAGGAGCUGCAGAAGAAAGAGAGAGAAAAAGAGUACGACCAGCUGAAGUCAGCACCAUCGGGCAGCGAGAAAAAAGACGGAGACUAUCAGGCGCUGCAGAAGGAGGAAGUGAAAGAUGCGGUGUAUCAUACACUGGGAGCGGUGGAAGAAACAGGAGGAGAGGGGGGGUACACGGCGCUGAAGACGAAGGAGAGAGAAAAGGAAUAUGAGACUCUGGGGGGAGCGACUGGGGCCACAGAGACAGCUAGUUAGUUGAAACUUCUUUGAAGCUCACCAAACACACUGCAAAUCAGCCCCCUUAGACCUCAGCCGUCUCCCAAACACCUUCAGUUGAUAGAUAUCUUUUUACAGCUCCCCAAAAAGCAUAAAAUCUCUUAAAUUACUCCAAAUAGCCCAUGCACUGUAUUCAGAGUGUUUGUGCAAAGAUCAAAUAUUUAUCUUUUUUAUCCCUGAUAUUUUAGUGUCAUUCCUUCACUCCUGUGACUGGAGUGUGACAGGGAUGUAAUGCUGUGUGGGAGCUGUAAGUGGCACCAAAGUGUCUCUACUAUUUUUCUGCUCAUGUACGUCCAGGAGGAUGAUUUCAGGUAGAUUUUUUUCCUUCAAAGGCAAACCUGUGUCAGUGUUUGCUAAAGAGGUACAGAGGUUUGUUCAAAAACGUUUCAGAUAAAAACAGAAUGAUGGAAACUGCAAAAUCCUCAAAACAAGGUCAGAAAUUCACAAGAAUACGAACAUAAAAGCUAAUAAAACAGAUAAAGCGGAGACUGUAUGCUGUUAAAAAAAAAGAAAGAAAACCAAACCCAUAUUACCACAACUGCAGUGUUGCUAAAGUCAAGUCAGUUUUAUUUGUAUAGCCCAAUAUCACCUGAAGGGGCUUUAUAGCAAUAAAAGUCCAUAGACUUCACAUCAGAUAAGAAACAACUCUCUGUAAAAUAACUUUUAACCGGUUCAUUUCUAGUUUUCAUUUUUUUUUUUUUUUUGCAGUGUGCAGCGAUGCUUGCUUGCUUGUCAUGACCAAGAAAUACCUUCCAUAAAGCUAAACAGGUGAACAAAUGAGCUUUCAUGCUCAGCAGUGAUGAUGUUUGCUUACAUUGCCUUAUAAAUUUGACACAUUCAGUUACGUGGUGUACUGUACAUUCUCCAAAAGAGACUGAGAUCUUAUCAUGCGAUUUUUGGUUUGUUAGUUUAUCAGCCUUUCCUCCGCAACAUCCUGUGCCAUCAGUUUGAAGAAGGAACUUGUGAGACUCCACUUCUGCAAAGAACAGAAAUUAAAAGCACUUUACUUAGCACUUACGUUAUAUAGCACUUUUUUAUUUCAUGAGCUAUGCAAAAAAUAUGCUAUCAAAUACAAGUGUCUGUUUUUUAUGUUCAUUUUUUUAAAAUUUUGAAAUAAAGCAUUUAUAAAUAAAGCUACUUUUGCCAUUGUUAUAUAUUCUUGUACUAUUACUCUACACACAGAGUUUGAGCUGUGAUGAAAAGCAUCAGCGCUACACUCUUCAAUAUCCAACUAAUCAAUCCAUGAAAGUUUGAUUAUUUCAUUGUCUUUAAGACCCACAAUUUCCAGAGGGUAACACCAAUCGACUAUAAUAACCUUGAAAAUGCUGUUUUUGCUCUGAGGUGACGCUUCACUGCACUUCAGACUCUGAGAGAUGAUGUUUAGUAUCUUUGAAUUUGACCCAUUUCACACUAAACCUCACAAGUAUUCUGUUUCCUCCACAAUGUUCACGGGAAGGACUGAAAGGGCCUCUGACACAACAUUUAGAUUCAUUUGAAAACCACAGUUUCUUUCAGCUGUGUUUCUUAAGAAACGAUGACCGACCACAGCCGCUCAGUGUCGUCAUUAGGCCUUUAAAUGAAGAAUACAUGUACAUAUUAAGAGAGGGAAUAAAGAGCAGAAAAUAAAAUUUCACCACAGGAUUUGCAGGCUGUUUUAUGUCACCGUGGCCAGGGAGUAACCUCCAUCAUACUGACAGUGGAUGACACUAACAGAUCGAUAUGUAAUAUUCAACAAAAGCCAACACUGACCUAAAAUAU
This is a messenger RNA of Myripristis murdjan (pinecone soldierfish), 3352 nucleotides long. RefSeq lists its product as uncharacterized. Gene Ontology annotation, molecular function: transmembrane signaling receptor activity. Gene Ontology annotation, cellular component: membrane; external side of plasma membrane. The record is from RefSeq and is a predicted model, not a curated record. Gene Ontology annotation, biological process: immune response; cell surface receptor signaling pathway. NCBI's taxonomy places the organism in Eukaryota, Metazoa, Chordata, Actinopteri, Holocentriformes, Holocentridae. Bases 44 to 1573 code for a protein of 509 amino acids. The transcript is spliced from 8 exons.